Molecule: messenger RNA, 1086 nt
Organism: Cutaneotrichosporon cavernicola
Lineage: Eukaryota; Fungi; Basidiomycota; Tremellomycetes; Trichosporonales; Trichosporonaceae
Exons: 2
Coding region: 1-1086 (361 amino acids)
Molecular function (GO): NAD binding
Source: RefSeq, a predicted model, not a curated record
AUGACUGCCGACAUCACGCCUCUAGACGUCUGCGUCGUCCUCCAGGAGCUACCCGCGUCGGACCUUGCCAAGGUCAAGGCCGCCUUUAAAGAGGUGCAUUACCACCCAGACUUCGUGAUGCCUCCCGAACUCCUUCCCCGCGUUCAGUUCCUGUACACGGCUUGGCAGGGUCUCCCGGGAGACCUAACUGUGCACGACAUGCCGGCGUUGCAGCACAUUCAGCUUCCCACUGCCGGGGUUGACACGGCGCUCCGUCUCUCGAGCGGUAUUAGGGAGCUGCGCGACCAAGGCGACAAGGUGAAGGUGACCUUUGCGAACGCGUGUGGGACGCAUGCGCUCAGUAUCCCACCAUGGAUCGUGGCGAUGACAGUCAACCUCUUCCACCAGUUCCAGGUCACGCUUACUGUCGCGCGCGAAAAGCAGGAGUGGCGCAAGGAUUAUGGCAUUGAUCUUCGCGGCGGGUACUACACCUCGCGCAACCUGUACGGGCGCACGGCUGGUCUCAUCGGAUACGGGGCGAUUGGACGCGAGACGGCUCGCCUCCUCAAGGCGUUUGGGAUGCGGGUUAUCGCGGCCAACACGAACGGUACGCGCUCGAGCGACGCAGAAUACGUCAUUCCCGGGACUGGCGACCCCGACAGCUCGAUCCCCGAGGAGAUGUACAAGACGAGCGACCCCGCAAGCCUUGACACUUUCCUGCGCCAGUGCGAUGUACUCAUCACUUGUGUGCCGAGCACGCCGCAGACGCGCUGGCUGCUCAACCGCGACCGCCUGCGACUGCUGAAGAAGGACGCGAUCUUCAUCAACGUUGGGCGCGGCGACAUUAUCAAGUCGGAGGACCUCCUCGCCGCCCUCAACGACGAGGAGCACGGCCUCUUCGGCGCGGCCCUUGACGUGACGGACCCCGAGCCCCUCCCUACUGGGCACCCGUUUUUCACGCACCCGCGCUGCAUUAUCUCCCCACACCUGACAGGCAACGCCGAGGGCGAGUUUGAGAUCGCGACGGACAUCUGCGUCGCCAAUGCUCAGCGCAUCCGCGAGGGGAAGAGGCCGUACAACCUCGUCGACCUAAGCAAAGGUUACUAG